Molecule: messenger RNA, 1323 nt
Organism: Bemisia tabaci
Lineage: Eukaryota; Metazoa; Arthropoda; Insecta; Hemiptera; Aleyrodidae
Source: RefSeq, a predicted model, not a curated record
AUGCAGGAUUUGACCGUCGUUGGACCAGCUCUCGUCAUGUCAAUUCUGAAGCGAUUUUCAGAGGAAAUCAUGGGAAGAUUUGAGGACCAGCGAGAGGGUUGCAAGAAAUGUGCAACUCUAACGGAGAUUGAAGAUUUUCUGAAGUCUGAAACAUGCAGCUCCGCGCUGCUGGUGACCGGUCUCAUCUGUCUGAUCGUGGGAUUUGUAGCCCAAUUUCUGUCCCUAACCGUCCACAUCGCUGCGUGGAUCGCCAAAGGUCAACAAUUGCAGCAUGGUGCUGCCAACGCUCACCCGACGUUUUUCAUCAAAAGGACGACUGAAAUGCCGUUUAUUUUCUCAGAGGAACCAACGAUGAGGACAACGCUGACCGUCACGGCACUGUUCAUUUUAACCGCGAUGUACCUAAUUUACACUUUCUACUUUAUUAUGACGGUUACUUCGUACACUGCUCACAUCGGAGAGGUCAGAGUGCGGUGAUAACUGGUUCCAAUAAAUUGUGAUUCUGGAAAUCAGUAUCUCGAGAGAGCGAUCUUCACAAGACUCCCAUCAUCGCUGGACGAGAACUUAGAGUCGGCGCAGUGAACGAACCGCGCGCCUUUAAUUGAGGCGUUAUGCAAUCUGACCUACUCUGGAGUUCGAAUAGUUGCCGCUCGGGGUUUGACCGAACUUUCCGCUGAGAUCUUCCGUGGACUCCACUGCGCAGGCUACAAAACUCUUCGCAAGAAAUGUAGGCGAUUGAGCAUAUUGUUAGUUGGCAAGUAUAGCUGACUAAGAGAGAAAAAACUACCAUAGAAAGAAUAAGCAUCAUUCAACUAUUCGUUGUUCUUUUUUAUAUGCUUUUCGCUUUUUUCACCUAGGAAAAUGUAUCAAUCUCUAUUGGUGUGAAACAAAAUCAGCUGCGUUGGACAAAAAAAAUGACCAAGUAAACAGAAGUGCUGCCAAAGUUGUACAGUACAAAGAACUGGAGCUGCGCUUAAAAUAUUAAAAAAUUAAUUGACAAUGUCCAGGUGUAAAAACAAAAACAGAUGGUGAAAAACCGGAGCAUAUUUGUUGUGUCAGCUCGAGUAAGGUGCAUAAUCAUAGCAGCAGUGCAAAACACUUGGUCAAUUCCUGUUGUCAAGAUGAUUCUGUUGGCAGUACACAGAAAAGCGAUAGGUGAGAGAAUGAAAAGAAGGCUGAUGAUGGCUUCAAAUGUUCUUCUAAUUAACAGAAAGUCUUACACGUGAUGAAAAAUUAAAUUAGGAGGAAAUUCACUGUAAAGCAAAAAAUGGGGGUAAAUAAGGUCAGUGCGCUUGAUAAAAUUAGAUAAAAAGUGUCUAAAAA